Molecule: messenger RNA, 2034 nt
Organism: Lactuca saligna
Lineage: Eukaryota; Viridiplantae; Streptophyta; Magnoliopsida; Asterales; Asteraceae
Source: the annotation of a GenBank genome assembly
AUGAGAAAGAAGUGGGGGCAAACUGAGUACAGGGACCAUUUAUGGAGGUGUGCAUCAGCAACCACCAUUCCUGAGUUUGAACAUUUGAUGAAAGAGUUUAGUGAGUAUGAUAAGGAGACAUGUCAAUGGUUGAAGCAGAUUCCUCCUGUACAUUGGGCAAGGAGUCAUUUCCCAGACUUCAGCUUCCAUGACUGGAACUCCAAAUCAAGUUGCGAUGAUGAUGCUAUUGAAGACAGAGCACCCGAAGCAAAUCUUGAUUCGGUUGACCUUAUGGUUCUUAUCAACAGCAAUCGGAACGUUGAUUCUUUGCGGAAGGGAAACUACUUUUUUCUCCUGAGAAUGUUUUUCCGUGCCCUCAAAUUCGUCGUUCCAUUGGCUUUCUUCACUCAGGUAAAUGAAAAGAAUGAAAACCCCUCUUGGAAAGCCAUAAAUUAUUGUGGACGUGAUCCUGAUUUGAUUCAACCCAUCCAUCAUAAUCUCAACACAGAAAGCAUUUUUAGCCCGCUUUACAAAGGCGUUAUCUACCUGAAUAAACCCAUACGAGUCGUUGCAGAAGCCCUGCAGAGAUCGAGACUAGGCAUCUCAGUUCCCCGUCACCCAACCAAAUUCUACAAGAAUCCCAAACUUCCAUCAAUGAUCAUCAAAUGUGAUGCAGUAGUAGUUGGCUCGGGCUCUGGCGGUGGUGUAGUUGCCAGCAUUUUGUCUAAAGCCGGCUACAAAGUUCUUGUAUUGGAGAAAGGGAACUAUAAUGCAAGAAGUAAUCUUUCUCUUCUUGAAGGACCAUCCAUGGAAGAGAUGUACCUUGGAAAAGGAUUGUUAGCUACAAGCAACAUGGAAGCUGUGAUACUUGCUGGCUCCACAGUAGGUGGAGGCUCAUCGAUUAACUGGUCGGCAUCGAUCAAAACCCCAGAACAUGUACUUAAAGAAUGGUCGGAAUGUUAUGAGUUAGAGUUGUUUCAAAGUAGACUAUAUGAAGAAGCCAUGAGUGUUGUGUGCGAGAGGAUGGGUGUUCAAUCUAAAGUGAAAGACGAAGGAUUCAAUAACAUGGUUUUAAGGAAAGGAUGCGAGGAAUUAGGUUAUCCAAUAAAUAAUAUCCCUAGAAAUUCACCACCCAAUCACUAUUGUGGGUGGUGCUGCUUUGGCUGCAAAGAUGGAAGAAAGAAAGGUACCUCUGAGACAUGGCUCGUGGACUUGGUGGAAUCUGGAAAUGGUGCAAUUCUACCAGGAUGUGAGGCUCUAAAAGUUGUGCAUGAUCAAAAGAAAGGAAGGGAUAGGAGCACAGCCAAAGGGGUCAUCUUCGAGUUCCUAAACCAAGACGGAUCUAGAGAAAUUUGUUUGGCUGAGUCAAAAGUAACCAUUGUCGCAUGUGGGGCUAUGUGUACCCCACAACUUCUUAAGAGAAGUGGGUUGAAGAAUCCCAACAUUGGCAAGAACUUACAUAUUCAUCCUGUGGUAAUGGCAUGGGGUCACUUCCCUUCAGAGAGGUGGCCGGAAGUUGAAAAAAAGAGCUACGAAGGAGGAAUAAUGAGUGUCAUGUCCACCGUGGUUGCAGACUUCAAGGGGUCAGGAUAUGGUGCUAUCAUACAAACACCAUCAUUACAUCCUGGUAUGUUCUCAGCACUAAUGCCUUGGGUUUCAGGUUGGGACUUCAAGACACGGAUAUCUAAGUUCUCAAGAACAGCCCAUAUAUUUGCACUGGCAAGAGACAAGGGUUCUGGGGAAAUAGGACCGAAGACUUCGAUUACUUACCAGAUGGACAUCACAGACGAAGAGAAGCUGAAGAGAGGACUAGAGAAAUCACUAAGGAUUCUUGCAGCUGCUGGAGCAGAAGAGGUAGGAACCCAACACAACAAAGGGAGAACAAUACAUGUCAAGAAUGCGAGUUAUCAUGAGUUUGAAAGGUUUGUGAGAGAGGAAAGCUCAAGGGUGUUAAGUGAUCUAUCAACACCUCUAUGUUCGGCACAUCAAAUGGGGAGUUGUCGAAUGGGUGUUGAAGCAAAAGGGUCUGCUGUGAAUCCGAUGGGAGAGACAUAG